This is a messenger RNA of Ylistrum balloti, 1221 nucleotides long. Its product is annotated as metallophosphoesterase 1-like. The transcript has 8 exons. The record is from RefSeq and is a predicted model, not a curated record. NCBI's taxonomy places the organism in Eukaryota, Metazoa, Mollusca, Bivalvia, Pectinida, Pectinidae. Gene Ontology annotation, biological process: GPI anchor biosynthetic process. Bases 1 to 1221 code for a protein of 406 amino acids. Gene Ontology annotation, molecular function: hydrolase activity.
AUGGCGGUGAGAUCAGCACUUAUUACGGUGAUAUGGACAAUAUGUCAGAUCACUUGGCGUGUGUUCUUCUAUAUCAGGACUAGGCGAGUAGUGCGAUUCCUCUUCAUGGUGCUUCUGUUGGUUCUCUAUUGUGAGUACUUUCAUUAUUUUGUUGUGUUGCUCAUGUGUAAAUGGCCAAAGUUACCGGAAAGUGAAGGUUUCCUUUAUGGAAAUGAUGAUAUCAACAAGCCAGUCAAGGCCAUGGUUAUAGCAGACACUCACCUACUUGGAAUAAGGACAGGAAAUUGGUUUGAUGCAUUUAGGAGAGAAUGGCAGAUGGAAAUAUCCUUCCAGACAAGCAUGUUGAUACAUCGUCCUGAUGUGGUCUUCAUUUUAGGUGAUCUGCUAGAUGAUGGCAGGUGGGCCACUGAUGCAGAGUUCAAGAAGGAUGUUGCCAGAUUCAAAAAAAUGUUUUCAACACCGAAAGAUACAACUACAAGGGUACUUGUAGGUAACCAUGACAUUGGAUUUCAUCACAUGAUGAAAGAAAAUAGAAACAGACGAUUUGAGAAAGCAUUCUCGUCACCUUCAGUCCAGCUUUUUGAGUUUCAUGGAAACCUGUUUGUGUUGAUGAAUAGCAUGGCCAUGGAAGGAGAUGGGUGCAAGUUGUGUGCUGAGACAGUCAACUCUCUGGAAAAAAUCUCACAGCAGCUCAAGUGUGCAGAGGGACAAACAUCAAGUGACAGUCCCCCAAGUGAAUGUGAGGCUAUGGAAAAAAUGGCCUACUCUCCUCCAAUAUUACUGCAACAUUUUCCAAUGUACCGGCCUUCAGAUGCAAACUGUAGUUUACCAGACUCGGCACCUCCUGAUGAAAAAGAGAUUCCUUUCACGGUGAAUUGGGAUUGCCUUUCAGAAAAGUCCAGCAGUCAGGUAUUUGAGUGGAUCAAACCUCGCCUGAUCUUGAGUGCUCAUACCCACCAUGGCUGUUAUCGUCUCCAUCACAACGCUGUUCCAGAAUGGACAGUUGCCUCCUUAAGUUGGCACAAUAAAAACAACCCUUCAUUUCUACAGGUGGUGCUGUCUCCAAAUGAUUUUGUUGUGAAUCAGUGUCACCUUCCAAGAGGAACAACUGUGAUAUUUUUUUAUAUAACAGGUACACUGAUAGCUUUGCUGUGGUUGUUAUUUCCCUACAAAUCUAGGAAUACAUUACCGGUUAGAGUAUGGGUCAAUAAAUUACACUGA